UUCCAAAAAGAAAAGGGAAAAAAUGAGUAGCUUGCUUGCCUGACAAUACAAGUACAAGUACAAAUACAAAUAGCUUUGCCCAGCUUAGAUUUCUUCUUCCAUCUCUCAUUACGAAACCCCACUCUCUCGUUUCUGCUCACUUCUCCUCCUUCUCCUCCUACCGCUGUGAUGACGACCGAGGCAGAGGACGCAGUACGACGUCGCACGGCGGUUGCCGACUACCGCAAACGGCUACUCCAGCACAAGGAGCUCGACUCCCGAGUGCGCGCAGUGAGAGAUAACUUGCGGGCCGCAAAGAAAGAAUUUGGGAAAACUGAAGAUGAUUUGAAGUCCCUUCAAAGUGUUGGGCAAAUUAUAGGCGAAGUUCUCAGGCCUCUCGAUAAUGAACGCUUGAUAGUGAAGGCAAGUAGUGGCCCGAGGUAUGUAGUUGGCUGUCGCAGUAAAGUUGACAAGGAAAAACUAACCGCUGGCACUCGGGUUGUUUUGGAUAUGACUACUUUGACUAUCAUGCGAGCUCUUCCCAGAGAAGUUGACCCAGUUGUAUAUAAUAUGCUUCAUGAAGACCCUGGUAAUGUUAGCUACUCCGCUGUGGGAGGACUAUCAGAUCAGAUCCGAGAGCUCAGGGAAUCUAUUGAACUGCCUUUAAUGAAUCCUGAGCUCUUCCUCAGAGUGGGGAUCAAACCUCCCAAGGGUGUUCUUCUGUAUGGACCUCCUGGAACAGGGAAGACAUUACUAGCCAGAGCAAUUGCUAGCAAUAUAGAUGCUAACUUCUUAAAGGUUGUAUCAAGCGCCAUUAUUGACAAGUAUAUUGGUGAGAGUGCGAGAUUGAUAAGGGAAAUGUUUGGUUAUGCCCGUGAUCACCAGCCUUGUAUCAUUUUUAUGGAUGAGAUCGAUGCUAUUGGUGGACGGCGUUUCAGUGAAGGGACCAGUGCAGACCGUGAAAUUCAGCGAACACUCAUGGAGUUGCUUAACCAGUUAGAUGGAUUUGAUCAGCUUGGAAAGGUGAAAAUGAUCAUGGCAACCAAUAGACCUGAUGUCCUAGAUCCUGCGCUUCUCCGCCCGGGGCGUCUAGACCGCAAGAUAGAGAUCCCAUUGCCUAAUGAGCAAUCAAGAAUGGAAAUUCUCAAGAUCCAUGCUGCUGGGAUAGCGAAACAUGGUGAAAUUGAUUAUGAAGCUGUUGUGAAGCUUGCUGAGGGCUUUAAUGGAGCUGAUCUCCGGAACGUUUGCACUGAAGCUGGGAUGUCUGCAAUCCGUGCUGAGAGGGAUUAUGUGAUCCAUGAAGAUUUCAUGAAGGCUGUACGAAAAUUAAAUGAAGCCAAGAAGCUUGAAUCUAGUGCUCACUACAACGCCGAUUUUGGGAAGGAAUGAACUUGAAUUUUGAAACUACCGAAGAGUUAUUAAAGAGUGAAACUCCAAUCAUGUGCUCUGUUGUGCUGUAUUUUCUUUAUGAGAUGUGGAUGGUGGUACUGCAAUUUAACUUCCAUGAAUGUGUUUACCACAAGAGGCACACUAUGAAUUGUGUUAUGAAGAAACAUUUAGACAACAUUUCA
This is a messenger RNA of Prunus avium (sweet cherry), 1550 nucleotides long. RefSeq names its product 26S proteasome regulatory subunit S10B homolog B. The record is from RefSeq and is a predicted model, not a curated record. NCBI's taxonomy places the organism in Eukaryota, Viridiplantae, Streptophyta, Magnoliopsida, Rosales, Rosaceae. Gene Ontology annotation, molecular function: ATP binding; ATP hydrolysis activity.